Molecule: messenger RNA, 180 nt
Organism: Paramecium tetraurelia
Lineage: Eukaryota; Ciliophora; Oligohymenophorea; Peniculida; Parameciidae
Exons: 1
Source: RefSeq, a predicted model, not a curated record
AUGCUUGUAAGAUAAGUGUUUCCCAAAAGCAACUCGAACAUUUCAGAAAAAUCUUUUAAAUUCUAAGGUAUUCUCAUGCUAACAAAUUGCAUCGUAUUAGAUACUUUUCCUGACUCAAUAUUAUACAUCCUUUGCAUCAAUAAACUAGAAAUUAUUGAGAACUUCGUAUUUGACGGGUGA